This is a messenger RNA of Gossypium raimondii (Peruvian cotton), 1723 nucleotides long. Its product is annotated as WUSCHEL-related homeobox 1. The transcript has 4 exons. Gene Ontology annotation, biological process: plant organ development. Lineage: Eukaryota; Viridiplantae; Streptophyta; Magnoliopsida; Malvales; Malvaceae. Gene Ontology annotation, molecular function: DNA-binding transcription factor activity; DNA binding. The record is from RefSeq and is a predicted model, not a curated record. Bases 453 to 1547 code for a protein of 364 amino acids.
CUUGUCACGUCCUUUUUCAUUCCCUACUCCCAAAAAACACCCAGAAUUCCACGCUUCCCCUUUGCCCCCUCCCCUUCCCCUUCCCCUUCCCUCCUUCCUUCUCUUUUGCUUUUUUGGCCUUUUUUUUUUCUUCAAUCCCACCACAGCAUUUAUUCAUUAGUCAACCUCAUGUUUCUUCCUCUUUGUUCCUUCUUAAACCAACACUAACACCCUCCCUUUGUAUUCUCCUCAUCUAUCCUUUUCUCUCUCUUUAAAACCCUUAAUUCUUGCUAUAUAUAUAUAAGUUUUACUCGUUUAAAACCAUGUCUCUACCACCACUAUUCCCUUCGCAUGCUUCAUUUAAAAGUGAGUGAGUGUGUAAGAGUGUAAAAGCUCAUUAAACCCUUUUUUUUCUUUCCAAACAAACCCUAAAAAGUAUAGAGAAUUUGGAUAUUUGUUAGGUAAAUCAAAAGAUGUGGAUGAUGGGUUAUAAUGAUGGUGGUGCUGAGUUCAACAUGCCUGAUUCCUUUAAUGGUAGGAAACUUAGGCCUUUAAUCCCUAGGCCAAACAACAACUCUCCUUGUUUAAGCCGUAUCAAUGGCUCCGAUUUCUUUGCACUAAGUAUGGGAGACCAAAACAAGAGGGAGUUCAAUACACAACCAGCUGUUGUAGUGAGCUCGAGAUGGAACCCAACGCCCGAGCAGUUACGUACACUGGAAGAGCUUUAUAGACGAGGUACUCGGACACCAUCGGCCGACCAAAUCCAACACAUAACAGCACAGCUUCGUAGGUACGGUAAGAUAGAAGGGAAGAAUGUUUUUUAUUGGUUUCAAAACCAUAAAGCAAGGGAACGUCAAAAACGCCGCCGGCAAAUGGAAUCAACUCAAGAUGAUCAUCCCGACAACUUUGAAAGAAAAGAUUCAGAGACGAAUAGGACAGGUUAUGAAGUUGAACAGACCAAAAACUGGGCACUCCCUAUAAACUGCAGUACACUAGCAGAGGAAUCUGUUUCAAUACAAAUGGCAGCAAAAGCAGCAGUGUCAGAAUGUAGAGCAGAUGGAUGGAUCCAAUUCGAGGAAAGAGAAUUACAGGGAAGCAAGAACUUUGUCGAAAGGAAUGACACGUGGCAGCACAAAAUGCAAUUCUCUUACUCAUGCCUAUCACCUGUUCUUAGCCCUAAUCCUACCUCUACGACGGCAGCGAUUAGCACUGUCACCACCGUCGCCCCACCGCCACCAAUAAGACCAAUGGACCCAAAGCACCAAUACCAACACCAACAGCUCUUUAAGACUCAUCAUGGUCUUAAUAAUAUCUUUAAAUCACCAUGCAGAUAUAACAACAACAAUGCCAAUGUCUUUGAUUUCAACUUUGUUAGAAACCAAGAGGCUACACUUGGAGAAUGUGACUCACAAACCCUACAACUCUUCCCUCUUCGUAGCGGUAACGAUGACGGUUCCGAUGAUUCCAACGAGAAAGAAAACGAGAUAUCGAUCGCCACCGCCCCGGGGAAUGCUAACCUUGGUGGUCCUAAUUAUCAGUUCUUUGAGUUCCUUCCUUUGAAGAGCUAAAAUGGAAAACAAUGGAGGGAUAUUUUUUAAAAAAUUUUACUUAUUUUGCCAUGUAGGUAAAUGUUAGAAAUGUUGGGUCAUGUUUAGAUUAUGUAGGUGUUUUUUGUUAAAAUGUGCCAUCAGUACUAUUCCCAAAUUUGAAACUUAUUUAAUGUAUUUUAUUUCCAAAAUUUUAA